Myxocyprinus asiaticus (Chinese sucker) is the source of this 2348-nucleotide messenger RNA. RefSeq names its product trafficking protein particle complex subunit 5-like. Lineage: Eukaryota; Metazoa; Chordata; Actinopteri; Cypriniformes; Catostomidae. Gene Ontology annotation, biological process: endoplasmic reticulum to Golgi vesicle-mediated transport. The transcript is spliced from 3 exons. Gene Ontology annotation, cellular component: TRAPPI protein complex; TRAPPIII protein complex; TRAPPII protein complex. The coding region runs from base 142 to 708 and encodes 188 amino acids. The record is from RefSeq and is a predicted model, not a curated record.
GCUUUUAUUUUGAAAAAUCUCCGUUCACAAUGUACAGGAAGGUUUUGUACUAGUUGUAGCUUCACGCAUCUGGAACUGCAAUCCAAAACAUCAGGUACUUAGGGUUAAUUCAUGCAUUAAUUCAGAUUUGGUGUGGACGGAAUGGAGGUCCGCUUCACGCGAGGCAAAUCUGCGAUCUUGGAGCGCUCGCUCACGCGUCCCAAGUCGGAGGUGAGCGUGAGCGCGUUCGCGUUGCUCUUUUCAGAGAUGGUCCAGUAUUGCCAGAGUCGCGUGUACUCGGUAUCUGAGCUCCAGGCCAGGCUGGCUGACAUGGGUCAAGGUGUUGGAGCCAGUCUUCUGGAUGUUCUUGUGUUGAGAGAGAAAAAUGGAAAAAGGGAGACCAAAGUGUUAAACAUACUUCUCUUUAUCAAGGUAAAUGUAUGGAAGUCAUUGUUCGGCAAGGAAGCCGACAAACUGGAACAAGCCAACGAUGAUGACAAAACGUACUACAUCAUUGAAAAGGAACCACUUAUAAACGCCUACAUAUCAGUACCUAAAGAGAAUAGCACAUUAAACUGUGCAGCCUUCACGGGGGGCAUCGUGGAGGCUAUCUUAACCCAUAGUGGCUUCCCAGCCAAAGUUACUGUUCACUGGCAUAAAGGGACCACACUUAUGAUCAAGUUUGAUGAGGCAGUGAUUGCUCGUGAUAAAGCUCUUGAUGGCAGAUAGUGUAUUGCUGUGUAAGAGUCAAGUUUAAAAUGUUACCCUUGAGUCAGACUCAAAUUUACAGGAUAAUAUACAGAGAUAAAAAACAAAAAAGAUCCAUCCUUUUGUUGUUGUUUUUACGCAAUACAAAGUUUUUUUUUUAGUUUUUUUUUUACUUGUCUCAAGUUUGUCCCUGUCCCUCGUUAUAAUAAUGAUGUUACAGAAUAGAUUUUAAUUCUAGGAUAUUAUCAAAGAAUGCAUAAAGAUCAUAACGUUCUCUCUCUAAAAGAAUUGUACCAUACCAACAUGUUUAUAAAUUAUAAUAAAUAAUUAAUUUAAUAGUAUUGAAUAGAAUGUUAUGUUUUAGUCCUAGUAAAGACAUUGAGAUGAGUAUCAAGGGUACAUAUGCAUGUUACUACACUGACAUUGUGUGUGUGUGUGUGUUAAUUGCCCCAGUACUUCCUAGUUAAUAUAGUUGUGCUAGUAAUGGACAUUUGGCAAAAUUAUUAUUAUUAUUAUUAUUAUUAUUAUCUGUACUGGCAGAGACUCAGGUGCUCAUCAUGGAUAUAAGCAGAGAAGUGUCCAGUCAAGACCAUAGUUUCACUGCAGGAGAGGGGGAAUGAGAUCGGAUUUUAUCAGAAAAAAAUGUUUGUAAGUAGUGGGGGAUGAAACGUUUCAGGUUUUUUUUUUUUUGCAGCAUAAAUUAUUACACUUAGUAUUUUAUUGUUAUUUGCUCAUUUUUGUAUAACUCAUAGGUUGAUCUAUGUUUGUGUAUAUGCUGAGGAUUUGCUAGUUUGUAAAUUUGCAUUAAUAGCCACAAAGAUGUUAGAUUUGCAAGCUUAAAGGAAUAGUUCACUCCAAAAUGAAAAUUCUCUCAUUUACUCACCGUCAUGCCAUCCCAGAUGUGUAUGACUUUUUUCUGCAGAACACAAAUUAUGAUUUUUAGAAAAUUAUUUCAGUUCUGUAGGUCCUCGCAAAACAAGUGAAUGGGUGCCAAAAUUUUGGUGCUUCAAAAAGCACAUAAAGGCAUCAUAAAAGCAAUCAAUACAACUCAAUGAAUCAAUAAUGUUUUAACCCAUAUCUUUGGAAGUCAUAUGAUAGGUGUGGGUGAGAAACAGAUCAAUAUUUAAGUACUUUUUUGCUUGAAAUUCUUCUUCCUGCCCAGUAGGGGGUGAUAUGCAUGAAGAAUGUGAAUCACCAAAAACACAAGAAUAAUUUGAAAGUGAUCUGUUUCUCACCUACACCUAUCACAUGACUUCUGAAGAUAUAGAUUUAACCACUGGAGUCUUAUGGAUUACUUUUAUGCUGCGUUCUUAUAUGCAUUUAUGGAGCGUCAAAAUUCUGGCACCCAUUCACUUGCAUUGUCUGGACCAAAAGAACAGAGAUAUUCUUCUAAAAAUCUUUAUUUGUGUUCAGCAGAUGAAAGAGAGUCAUACACAUCUGGGGUGGCAUAAGGAUGAGUAAAUCAUGAGAUAAUUUUAAUUUUGGGGUGAACUAUCCCUUUUAACAAUGUCCUUCCGUCUUUCGUGCUUUGUAAACUGUUAGAAGAGGUGAGGAAAUACGGUUCCUUACAAACCAAGGCAACUAAGUUUCUAUAGUUAUUGAUAAUACUUUGAAAUCAUAAUAAAGUAAUAUGUCCACUGGAAAGAAGCUUUCAGAAUCUU